This is a messenger RNA of Meira miltonrushii, 796 nucleotides long. RefSeq names its product N-terminal nucleophile aminohydrolase. Lineage: Eukaryota; Fungi; Basidiomycota; Exobasidiomycetes; Exobasidiales; Brachybasidiaceae. The transcript is spliced from 2 exons. The record is from RefSeq and is a predicted model, not a curated record. Gene Ontology annotation, cellular component: nucleus; proteasome core complex, alpha-subunit complex; proteasome core complex. The coding region runs from base 1 to 756 and encodes 251 amino acids. Gene Ontology annotation, biological process: ubiquitin-dependent protein catabolic process.
AUGGCAUCGCAAGGUACAGGUUACGAUCUUUCAGCUUCGACUUAUUCUCCUGACGGAAGAAUCUUCCAGAUUGAAUACGCACAAAAGGCAACAGAGAAUGCUGGAACAGUUAUUGGACUGAAAUGCAAAGAUGGAAUCUUGUUGGCCGUUGAGAAACUAGUGCAGACGAAGCUAUUGGUUCCCGGAUCGAAUAAGAGAAUCUUUACAGUAGAUUAUCAUGCUGGUAUCGCAAGUGCAGGAUUAAUUGCAGACGGCAAACAUUUGGCUGGUAGAGCAAGAGAUGAAGCUAUUAACUUCCGCGAUACAUACAGAUACCCUUCUCCCAUCAAAGCACUCACCGAACGCUUGGCUCUAUACGUACAAGCCUACACUCUAUAUUCUUCCGUUCGACCAUUCGGUAUCAGCAGCGUUUUGGGCGGUGUAGAUGAAGAUGGACCACAAUUGUAUAUGAUCGAGCCAAGUGGUGUAUACUGGGGAUACAAUGGCUGUGCGAUCGGAAAAGGACGUCAACUUGCCAAGACUGAGAUUGAAAAGUUGGAUUUAGGAAAAGAUGGUUUGACGGUAAAAGAAGCAGUUCAACAUGCUGCAAAUAUUAUUUAUAAAUGUCACGAUGAUGCAAAAGAUAAAGACUUCGAGCUGGAACUUUCAUGGAUUUGUCCUGAAUCAAAAAAUAGACAUCAAUACGUUCCAGCAGACAUUGUUGCCGAAGCAGGAAGGAAAGCGAAAGAAGCUUUGGACGAUGAGAUGGAAGAUUGAUUUGUUGUAAAAAGCAAAAUUAUAGCAUUAUGUACAUUCU